Molecule: messenger RNA, 1566 nt
Organism: Melospiza melodia melodia
Lineage: Eukaryota; Metazoa; Chordata; Aves; Passeriformes; Passerellidae
Gene: MATN3
Product: matrilin 3
Exons: 6
Molecular function (GO): calcium ion binding
Source: RefSeq, a predicted model, not a curated record
CUCCGCAGGUACCGCACCGGGACCGGCCCGGCCCGCGCUCCCGCUGCCGCCCCGCGCAGCUCUUCCCUCCCUGAACCCCGCGUAGCUGUUCCCUAUUGCUCGAAACAUCUUUAUUUCAGACUCGUGCAAGGACCAGACACCGCCUGUAAGAACCGGCCUCUCGACCUCCUCUUCAUCGUAGACAGCUCCCGCAGCGUGCGACCCGAGGAGUUUGAGAAAGUGAAACUCUUCCUGUCAGAAAUGAUCGAUACCCUGGAUGUUGGUGAAAGAACGACGCGCGUGGCCGUCGUGAACUACGCCAGCACCGUCAGGGUGGAGUUUCCCCUCCGGACCCACUUUGACAGAGCCUCUCUGAAGGAGGCUGUGUCCCGCAUUGCGCCCUUGUCUGCUGGCACCAUGACCGGCCUUGCCAUCCGAACUGCCAUGGAAGAAGUCUUCACCGAGGAAAUGGGCGCCCGGCCAGCAGCCUUCAGCAUCCCCAGGGUGGUCAUUGUGGUGACGGACGGGCGGCCGCAGGACCAGGUCCAAGGUGUGGCGGCGAGCGCGCGGACGGCCGGCAUCGAGAUCUACGCGGUCGGGGUGGGCCGGGCGGACGUGCAGUCCCUGAGGAUGAUGGCCAGCGAGCCCCUGGAUGAACACGUCUUCUAUGUGGAGACCUACGGCGUGAUCGAAAAGCUGACAUCCAGAUUCAGGGAGACUUUCUGUGCUGUGGACCCAUGUGCACCUGGGAGGCACGAGUGUGACCAGAUCUGUGUGAGUAACAACAGCUCCUAUGUCUGUGACUGCUAUGAAGGCUACACCUUGAAUCCAAACAAGAAGACUUGCUCAGCCAUGGACAUGUGUGCACCUGGGAGGCAUGACUGUGCCCAAGUCUGUCUGAGGAAUGAUGGAUCCUACAGCUGUGGCUGCUAUGAGGGAUACACUCUGAAUCCAGACAAGAAGACUUGCUCAGGAGCCAUAACAAGCAGUCUUGUAACUGCUGAAGAAUCCUGUAAGUGUGAAGCCAUAGCUGCCCUCCAGGACUCGGUGACCUCACGCCUCGAAGCUCUGUCCACAAAAUUAGACGAAGUGUCUGAGAAGCUGCAGGCAUAUCAAGACAGACAGCAGAUUGUCUGAGCUAUCAUUUUGCUUUAUUUUAAAAUAAUCUUUCAGAAUCAAGCCUUUUUAUUGUUUUCAGGAAGCUUUAUUUCAUUGCACAGCUUACAAAACAGCAGUAGUUUAUUAUUAUUGACAAACAUGGAGAAGACUUCAGGAAGACAAGAGUCUUGAAAAUACAGUGACACUAAGGAUCUUCAUGUACAGUCACUUUAUAGCCAUGAAGCUACUCAUCCCUGCUGUGCUUCAGUUUCUACUGCAGAUACUGCUUUUCUGUAGUAACUGCAUUUUUUAUUCUCUUACUUCAAAGUAAAUGCAGAAAAAAAAAGAAUGGAUACAGUAUAUCACAUUAUAUAAAAUUUUGAAAUGGCAAGGCAGAAUGAAAAAAUGUGCCUAUGUCUUCUGUCAAUUAAAUGGGGAAUUUGGGAUUGUGUAACUUAUUGUAAUAAAAUAUAAUAUGAUAUGCACAUU